CUUGCACCAUAAAACACACACACUACUACUGCACUUUACAAUUGGUAGGUUGAUCUUUUGGGAGACUGCCUGCAGACAAGAAGAAGAAGAAGAAGACAGCAUGGACUGGAAUGGUGGGAAUCCCAUACCAUUUAUUCCUAGACCCACAGCACAAAGUUCCUUUGCCUUUCUUUACAACUAUAACAAUGAUCACUUUGUAUACCCUCCUGGAAUGGGUGAAAUGAAGCAUCAUCAAAUGAUGCAAGCACCAUUAGCAAUGAUGGAAAUGAACCAAAAUGAGUAUGAAAACAACAAUCAAGAUAAGAAGAAAAGGUUAACAAGUGAACAGUUAGAGGCACUUGAAAACACUUUCCAAGAAGAGAAGAAACUUGACCCUGAAACAAAGAUGAAGCUAGCACAUGACCUCGGGUUGCAGCCCAGACAGAUUGCGGUGUGGUUCCAAAACAGGCGCGCUCGAUGGAAGACUAAGCAACUUGAGUGCAUGUAUGAUACGCUUAAACAAGAGUUUGAUGCUGUCUCUAGGGAGAAACAAAAGCUUCAAGAAGAGGUGUUAGCAUUGAGGACAAUACUCAAAGAACAAGUUAGCAAGAGACAAGGGGCAGGCUCUAGCACGGGGUACACUUACAUGUCCGGUGAAGAGACGGUUGAGAGCACAUCGGCAGCCACCAUUCGUACCACCAACAACCACCCUCAUCAUCAGUUGAGCCUCGGUCAACAUCAGGCGGUUGUUGCCACUACAACAGCCAUGGUCGCCGACGAAAACAACUUCAUGAUAAACUAUGAUCCAGCCUCAUCAGUGCCUGCUCCAUCUUACUCUAAUUGGCAUGUUCUUCCAUCGUAUCCUUAAAGUAGUUGCUACCUGUUUAAUUUGUUUACUGCCUCGGUCGGAUAUCAAUCAAAUAAUAUUUUUUAUAUUUAUUUUUACAGUGAGUGAAAGUUAGGAAAAUGUGAUCUAGAUCAGCAUUUGAUGUUUGUUAUAUUUGUUCUUAUUCAUUAGGUUGAUUAAUUGCA
Molecule: messenger RNA, 1011 nt
Organism: Helianthus annuus (common sunflower)
Lineage: Eukaryota; Viridiplantae; Streptophyta; Magnoliopsida; Asterales; Asteraceae
Product: homeobox-leucine zipper protein ATHB-22
Exons: 3
Coding region: 101-847 (248 amino acids)
Biological process (GO): positive regulation of DNA-templated transcription
Cellular component (GO): nucleus
Molecular function (GO): DNA-binding transcription factor activity, RNA polymerase II-specific; sequence-specific DNA binding
Source: RefSeq, a predicted model, not a curated record